CCCAAAAGAAUUGACCAAUCAGUGGAAGAACCAGAGAUUUACAUUGUCGGUGCUUGGAGAUUUAUGCGGCCGAUGGUCGGAGAUUUACAUCGCCUGCAAUCAAAGUUAGGUGAUUGUCAAAAGAAAUAUUAAUAAUAAAGUUCUUGCCAUACCCAAAUGUUUAUAUAUAUACCAACUUGAUAUCACGAAAAUCGAAAGCAACAAAAUGGAGCUCAGGGGAGGCAACCUCUGUUUCUUGUACUUGUUCUCUGUUUUCUUCAUUUUCUCUGUUUUUUUAGCUCAAAGCUUCAAACAAGAUGAAGAACAAGUCCAAAGGUCUCAAUUCCCAGAUGGCUUCUUCUUUGGUACAUCCACUUCAUCUUAUCAGGUUGAAGGUGCUUAUCUUGAAGAUGGUAAGGGCUUAAGCAACUGGGAUUUUUUCACUCAAAUUCCAGGAAAAAUAGCGGAUGAUGACAAUGGAGAAGUUGCAGACGACCAUUACAACCGCUACUUGGAAGACAUUGAGCUGAUGCAUUCCUUAGGAACAAAUGCAUACCGGUUCUCCGUUUCCUGGGCUAGAAUUCUACCUGAUGGGAUGCUCGGCUCAGUCAAUCCAAGAGGGAUUAUCUUUUAUAAUAAACUUAUAGACAAUCUUCUAAGCAAAGGAAUAGAGCCAUUUGUGACAAUUCACCACCAUGACCUGCCCCAAGUACUAGAACAAAGAGACGGGGGUUGGCUCAGUCCGGUAUUAAGGGAAGAGUUUGUACAUUUUACCUCUAUAUGCUUUGAGAGUUUUGGAGAUAGGGUAAAGUACUGGGUUACCAUAAAUGAGCCCAAUAUGAUGGCUAAAUUUGCCUAUCUCAAAGGACUAUAUCCACCGGCUCAUUGUUCUCCACCAUUUGGCAAUUGUUCCACUGGCAAUUCUGACAUUGAGCCUCUUAUUGGAAUGCACAACAUGUUAAUAGCACAUGCUAUGGCUGUUGAAAUGUAUCGUACUUUUUUCUGGCCGAAACAAAAUGGGUUUAUUGGAAUUGUUGCGCAUGCAUUCAUGUAUGAACCGCUCAGGGAUGAAGAAAGGGAUAGGGAUGCUGUUGAUAGAGCCUUGGCUUUCAAUGUGGCCUGGACAUUUGAUCCUGUAGUGUAUGGAGAUUACCCCGCUGAAAUGCGCCAUUGCCAUGGCUUGGAGUUACCAAGGUUUUCCGCCAAAGAGAAACAGCUUUUGAGAGGAAGCAUAGACUUUAUCGGUGUCAACCACUAUUCAACUCUAUAUGUCAAGGACUGUAUUCACUCUCCUUGCCCCUCUGGGGGUGACCGUCCCAUCAUGGGAUUUCUCAACACAACUGGGUAUCGAGAUGGGGUUCCAAUUGGAGAACCGACUGGACUGGAUGAUUUCUUCCUUGUUCCAAGAGGCAUGGAGAAGAUCAUUGACUAUGUUAAGCAAAGAUACAAUAACAUGCCCAUGUUUGUGACUGAAAAUGGAUGCACUUUACAAACACAAGAGAAUGAACUAGAAGACGGGGAUCGGAUCAACUUUCACAAAUCUUAUCUUGCCUCUUUAGCCAGAGCAAUAAGAAGUGGUGCUGAUGUACGUGGAUAUUUCGUUUGGUCCGUGAUGGAUAAUUUUGAAUGGAUCAAUGGAUACACCAAAAGAUUUGGCUUAUAUUAUGUUGAUCGGGAAACACUUGAGCGAACUCCAAAGCUUUCUGCAGGAUGGUUUGCUAGUUUCAUCAGAAACAAUAGUCACAACGACAGGGAAGAAAUUAGGGCCGCUUCAGGUCAUAACAAGACUAUUAUAUUUAGCCAACUGGAAGCUAAAGUUGCGGAAAUGUAGUUUAUAUCACACAUUCACUUCCAUUUGUUGCAUGUUUCUCUCUUUUAUCUAGAGGCAUAUAUGCAUAUUGAAUCAUCAUUUUUAAAUAAGGAAAUGCUGUGAUUAAGAGGGUUUCUGUAUACUUGAAA
Prunus avium (sweet cherry) is the source of this 1938-nucleotide messenger RNA. RefSeq names its product beta-glucosidase 18. Gene Ontology annotation, biological process: carbohydrate metabolic process. The record is from RefSeq and is a predicted model, not a curated record. Lineage: Eukaryota; Viridiplantae; Streptophyta; Magnoliopsida; Rosales; Rosaceae. Gene Ontology annotation, molecular function: beta-glucosidase activity.